ACUGUGUUUCUAGCUUUAGUGCAGCGUUUCUGGUCAGAUCAGUGGGGAUGGGGGUAAGGUCAUCUCAGUGUGCCCUGAGAUGUGUCUUAGAUUUUUUCUUCCAGGUCAUCUUCACUCUUGACUUGACCAGGGCAAUAAGAGAGAUGAUGAGUCCUGAGCCAAAUCAUCCUCAGGACAUGGUGACUUUCUCCGAUGUGGCUGUGAGCUUCUCCCCAGAGGAGUGGCUGUGCCUGAAUGCCUCUCAGAGGAAGCUCUACAGAGAUGUGAUGCUGGAGACCUACCAGCACCUGCAGGCAAUAGAUUGGGAAUUAUUCCUUCAAAACAAAGAUACGACAGUUCAUGCAUGUAAAGACAGAAUGGAAAUACUCGGUAGGAUUAAGAUGAGCUGCAGCCAGCCUUGCUCAGAUGGAUCUGCCCGUGAGCUCUGUGGAAAAGGUGCCCGUGAACUUCUGUGUCCUCAGCCUCGUGGGAACAGAUGCCAAGGUGGAAAAAGCUCCCUGCAGCCCCAGCCAGCCUGUCCUGGCAAGACCAUUCCUUCUCGCAGCUGUACUCAGCUCCCCCAAACACCCAAGGGAAGCAUGGCCCUUCCUGGCUUCCAAGGCAGCAAAAGUUUCAGAGGGAACCUCAUUCCCCUUCCUGGAGUGAACCCCAACAAAAGCCAGGCCGGUGGCAGAGACGACGGGGACCCGGGGCAGUUCCUCAUUGGCGGGAAGCGGGACCACAUUACCCAUCACCGCUACGAGUGCCCGCAAUGUGGCCGCAUCUUCAGCCAGUCGUCGGGCCUGACGAAGCACAUGAAAAUCCACACUGGUGAGCGCCCUUACGCGUGUCAGCAGUGUGGCAAGGCCUUCACACAGUCCUACAACUUGAUCGCACACAUGCGGAUUCACACUGGGGAAAAGCCUUACGCGUGCCACGAGUGUGGCAAAGCCUUCACUGAGUCCUCAGGCCUCCGGAAGCACCGGCGGAUCCACACUGGCGAGCGUCCCUAUGUAUGCCAGGAGUGUGGCAAGGCCUUCACACAGUCCUCGGGCCUGAGCCAGCAUAUGCGCAUUCAUACAGGUGAGAAGCCCUACGCAUGUCAAGAGUGUGGCAAGGCCUUCACCGAGUCCUCCAGCCUCACCAAGCACCUGAGCACGCACACGGGGGAGAAGCCCUAUGUCUGUCAGUGGUGUGGGAAGGCCUUCACGCAGUACUCAGGCCUGAGCCAGCAUAUGCGCAUCCACACAGGUGAGAAGCCCUACGCAUGUCAAGAGUGCGGCAAGGCCUUUACCGAGUCCUCCAGCCUCACCAAGCACCUGAUCACGCACACAAGGGCGAAGCCCCAUGCCUAUCAGUUGAGUGGGAAGGCCUUCACGCAGAGCAUGUACCUGACAAAACACAAGCAGAUGAGUCCCAAGGAGAAAGAGCCCACGCGUGCCAGGAACCCAGGAUUGGCUUCAUGCGGGCCCUGGUCCUGCACCAGCCUAGGAAAAGCCAAAUGGGAGAGAAGAUAUUUGAAGUUCCAGCCCUCUGAACAAAGGGAAGCAGACCCAGUGUCCAGAAACUCUGUCACUCAAAGUGGGCUUGGGAAUGUCACCAAAAUGGGGAAUCAGUUGGUGCUGUCCGCUGCUGUGUGGAAUGCUGGCUUGCUCUAAGAAAUGUCUCUAGCAAAAAUAUACUUG
Suncus etruscus (white-toothed pygmy shrew) is the source of this 1664-nucleotide messenger RNA. RefSeq names its product zinc finger protein GLI4-like. The record is from RefSeq and is a predicted model, not a curated record. NCBI's taxonomy places the organism in Eukaryota, Metazoa, Chordata, Mammalia, Eulipotyphla, Soricidae. Gene Ontology annotation, biological process: regulation of transcription by RNA polymerase II. The coding region runs from base 48 to 1637 and encodes 529 amino acids. Gene Ontology annotation, molecular function: DNA-binding transcription factor activity, RNA polymerase II-specific; RNA polymerase II cis-regulatory region sequence-specific DNA binding. The transcript is spliced from 4 exons.